This is a messenger RNA of Echinostoma caproni, 792 nucleotides long. The record is from the annotation of a GenBank genome assembly. Lineage: Eukaryota; Metazoa; Platyhelminthes; Trematoda; Plagiorchiida; Echinostomatidae.
AUGGAAGCCACGAAGCAUCGGCUAUAUACGCUAUCCGGUUUCGACAACACAGGAAAUGUUCAUGUUUGGUCCUCCGAGCUUCUGUUAGCACAUGCCUUUCUUUGUAUCCCAGCCUAUCCAGGUUUGUUACGCCUGUUUUCAAGUCGAUUCCUGCCUGGGCAUCUGCAGCGAGUGUGUGAACUCGGUGCAGGAAUGACUGGAGCCGCCGGUCUCGCUUUAUGCGCCUGCGGAAGUUUGCCCGAGCCCAUGUUUAAACCGUUCUACGUGCUUUUGACAGAUGGGAAUGAACGAUGUGUUGAGUCGUUGAAAGCGAAUGCAGAGCGACAGGAAACUCGCUUCAAAUCCCAAUUGGGUGAUGCGUUCCGUUUAGAAGCUCGUCAUCUUUCGUGGGCAAUUGAAAAUGAAGUCGAGACAUCUGAGCUGGACCCCUCGCUGCUUCAUUCAUUCGAUUUGGUCUUGGCAGCUGACUGCUUUUUCAAUCUCACAGGGCAUCGAGGAUUAUUACAGUUGAUCGAUGCUUUACUUUCUUAUCGUCGGUGUUCUGCAUUCCUCGCUAUUGCUCCGUGGCGUGGUUCCACACUCAGACAAUUUCUUCAUCUCGUGACCACUGAACACUAUCGGCGAUGGAAAGUGACGUGUCUGGAUUCCGAAAGUUAUUUGCAUCCCCGUUUAUUACGCAUUCUAGUUGACAAUCUUUCAAACCUACCACGUGGGGCAAUAGAUGACAAAGUGCUGGGACAGCUCAUACUUCUCGAACGCAUCGACUCGAUUCCGGCAGAAAAAAUCUAUUAA